CAAGUAGCCUGAUGCACACUGAGAAUAAUGAAAAUAAUAUGGUCCCGAUCUAGCAAAAUUUUGCCAAAAGCAAAGAAUAAUGCACUGCGUACGCGAACAGCGAAGAUGGUGAGGAUCGCGAGCAAUGCGAACUAUAAUUGUCCCACUUCCCUCUUCAUCGAACUGUAGAUCUUUUAGAUUUUUUUCUUUUUUCCUCUUCUGUUUCUUUUCGCCCCUUCUCCUACCAUUCAGUCUCCGCUUCUCAGCUAAUCCAACAGCAACGCCCAACCAUCUGAAGAUUUCAUCCCUUUCUGCUUCCUUCUGCAGUGUUUAUUUCUUGUUCACGGCCCCAAUCACAUCGCCCUUGCAGUCACAUUGCAUUUGUUGUAGUUCGCGGGGGGGGGGGGGGGGGGGAAGAGAGCUUGCUUGCCUAUUCGAUUCCUUGUUCCUUUUCUUUUGGUGCUUGAACUUCAUUAGGGUUUGAAUUUGCCAGAAAAGUUCUGUUCUGUGUGCCAGUUAUGGAACCACGAGUUGGGAACAAGUUUCGCCUGGGUCGUAAGAUUGGGAGCGGCUCCUUCGGGGAGAUUUAUUUAGGUAUUAAUGCUCAAACGAAUGAAGAAGUAGCCAUCAAGCUGGAAAAUGUCAAGACAAAGCAUCCACAGUUGCAAUACGAAUCAAAACUUUACAGAAUCUUGCAAGGAGGAACUGGCAUUCCCAACGUGCGAUGGUUUGGCAUAGAAGGAGAGUAUAAUGUUCUUGUUAUGGAUUUAUUGGGCCCAAGCCUCGAAGAUUUGUUCAAUUUUUGCAGUCGAAAACUCUCUAUGAAGUCUGUCCUGAUGCUAGCUGAUCAGAUGAUCAACCGUGUGGAAUAUCUUCACUCUAAAUCUUUCCUGCAUCGAGAUAUCAAGCCAGAUAACUUUUUGAUGGGCUUGGGGAGGCGAGCAAAUCAGGUCUACAUUAUUGAUUUUGGAUUGGCCAAGAAGUACAGGGACACCACAACUCAUCAGCACAUUCCUUACAGGGAGAACAAGAAUUUGACUGGAACAGCGAGAUAUGCUAGCAUAAACACUCACCUUGGAGUUGAACAAAGCAGGAGGGAUGAUUUGGAAUCUCUUGGAUAUAUUUUCAUGUAUUUCUUGAGAGGAAGCCUCCCAUGGCAGGGAUUAAAAGCUGGAAAUAAGAAGCAAAAGUAUGAAAGAAUUAGUGAUAGAAAAGUUUCCACAUCUAUUGAGGCUUUAUGCCGUGGUUAUCCAUCGGAGUUUGCAUCAUACUUCCACUAUUGUCGUUCACUACGUUUUGACGAUAAACCUGAUUAUGCUUAUCUUAAGAGGAUCUUUCGUGAACUCUUCAUCCGUGAAGGUUUUCAAUUUGACUAUGUGUUUGAUUGGACCAUUAUGAAAUAUCAGCGGACACAAAUUGCAGGUGUUCCUCCACAAGCUAUCGCUUCUGGAGAUGAACCUAGCUCGGUGACGGCUCCUGCCACUGCUAAUGUUGAUAGGAAGUCUGGUGUCGAAGGAGCAAAGACAGAUGGCUGGAGAGGGGAUAACUCUCAUUUGCAAUGUUCUAUGCCAGUUGCAAAUGCUGGUAACAUAUCCACUGAGAAGAGUCCAGCAGUAAAUGAUCCAGCUGUUCCUAGAGAAACUACACCAUCGAGUUCAACAUUUGUGGGGCGUUCAGGUGGUUCUUCGAGCCGAGCCAUUGCUUCUAGCAAUCGCAAUGUAAUGCAGAGCAGUGAGUCAAAUAUGUCAUACACUCACACAAAAGAAGCAGCUGCAUUUUUUACUAAAAUUUCAGCACACAGAGGCUCCCAAGCUAUAUUAAUGGAUAACAAAUAUUCAUCAUCUAGCAGGCAUCAACCUAUGGACUACGAGUCUACACUCAGAGAACUUCAUGACCUUAACCUCGAUAACGAUGGAAAGCUUGGGUAUUAGCAUUUCACUUCGAGUUGCUAUCGGCUGACUUAAUUCAUUGUAAAUAGGAAACCUAAACUAUGAUAAUGUUAAGCAAUGUAUUGCUUUGUACUGCCCAUUAGGAAGUCUAUUCUUGUUUGCAUGGCUGAACUGCUAGAUUCAGAGAAAUCACCUGUUUCUGAUUCAAUUAAGGGAUACAGGGUUUGGAACAACCUAGUUUUUUUUAUAUCAAAGCCUAAGGGCAAUGGAGUGUAGCUCUUAA
Zingiber officinale is the source of this 2151-nucleotide messenger RNA. Its product is annotated as casein kinase I-like. The record is from RefSeq and is a predicted model, not a curated record. Bases 498 to 1910 code for a protein of 470 amino acids. Gene Ontology annotation, cellular component: nucleus; cytoplasm. Gene Ontology annotation, molecular function: protein serine/threonine kinase activity; ATP binding. The transcript has 14 exons. NCBI's taxonomy places the organism in Eukaryota, Viridiplantae, Streptophyta, Magnoliopsida, Zingiberales, Zingiberaceae. Gene Ontology annotation, biological process: signal transduction; peptidyl-serine phosphorylation; endocytosis.